AUGGCUGUUAAGAUUGCCACACCUCUGCGGGCUUUAAACCCACAGCGCUUUGCACGGACCGUCGGCAGGCGACUGUACAGCAGCCAGGGCCUAACUGUGGCCGUCUUAUUCCAAGACAUUGACCCUCCAGUCAUUAACAGGGUUCGUAAACCUCGUAAACCAGGUGGCUAUCAAGACUCAGGAGCAGAUAUUGCCUACACACUGAGGUCAAAGGGUAUCAACAUCACUACCCUGGACCCCUCACCACAAGUGUCCAAGCACGAAGGCUGGUGCUACCCGGAUACAGAGGAAGGCAUUGUCUCCGCCGUCGAUAACGGCGCCACUCAUUUGUGGGCCAAUACAAUCCUAUUUGAUUCGCACCCGCUACAGCGAUCUGACAAACUAACGUCCUAUGCCUCGGACCUAUAUGUCGUGGGUCAGCCGCCGGGCCUGGUAGAAAACUGCGACGAUAAGGCAUUCCUGAACGAUAAACUUCGCUCAUUAGGCGGCUACACUCUGCCACACUCAUGGCUAGUGACAGAUUCUGAUAACCUCGACGAGUUUGUCGGCUCGAUCAAAGGCUUCCCUGUCGUGGGCAAACCUGUUCGCGGACGCGGAAGCCAUGGCGUAAAGCUAUGCCAUACCCCCGUCCAGCUUAAGCAACAUAUUGAGGCCCUUCUUGGAGAGUCGCCUCUCAUAAUGGUGGAAGAGUACCUAGCGGGCGAGGAGGCUACCAUCACAGUUAUGCCGCCAUCGCCGGAACGGCCUGAGCACUGGAGUAUGCUGCCUGUGACGAGAUUUAACCAUGCGGAUGGCAUUGCUCCAUACAAUGGGUCUGUCGCGGUAACGGCCAACUCCCGAGUUGUGACAAACGAUGAAAUGAAAGAUCCAGCGUAUGGAAAGGUGAUGGAAGAAUGUCAAGACGUCGCCAAGCUCAUUGGAGCAACAGCGCCGAUUCGAAUUGACGUGCGACGUUUCCGGGAGGGCUCGGAGUUUGCGCUUUUUGAUAUUAACAUGAAGCCGAAUAUGACUGGCCCUGGCCGUCCCGGCCGCGAGGAUCAGGCCAGCUUGACUGCUAUGGCAGCGGCUGCCAUCGGUUGGGACUAUGGAACCCUCCUGCAGAAGAUUUUGGCCAGUGCACAGCGUUUAAGUGCUUUCCGUGAUUAUCGUAGUCCAUUCUAA
Messenger RNA from Aspergillus bombycis, 1161 nucleotides. RefSeq lists its product as uncharacterized. Gene Ontology annotation, biological process: peptidoglycan biosynthetic process. NCBI's taxonomy places the organism in Eukaryota, Fungi, Ascomycota, Eurotiomycetes, Eurotiales, Aspergillaceae. The record is from RefSeq and is a predicted model, not a curated record. Gene Ontology annotation, molecular function: D-alanine-D-alanine ligase activity; ATP binding; metal ion binding. The transcript is spliced from 3 exons. The coding region runs from base 1 to 1161 and encodes 386 amino acids.